Messenger RNA from Ostertagia ostertagi, 609 nucleotides. The record is from the annotation of a GenBank genome assembly. Lineage: Eukaryota; Metazoa; Nematoda; Chromadorea; Rhabditida; Trichostrongylidae.
AUGUGGUAUAGCGUGGCACUGUUCGCUCUCCUCACAUCUACUGCAUCUGCAUAUUUCAUUAAUAUCGAUGCAAAUGAGGAGCAGUGCUUUUUCGAUCGUGUGAUAUCUGGAACAAAAAUUGGUCUCAUGUUUGAAGUAGCAGAAGGAGGCUUUCUCGACAUCGAUGUGAAGAUCACUGGACCGGACAAUAAGAUAAUUUACAAGGGUGAACGAGAAUCUUCUGGUAAAUACACUUUUGCUGCACACAUGGAUGGUGUUUACACCUACUGUUUUGGAAAUCAAAUGAGUACCAUGACUCCUAAGGCUGUCAUGUUCACUAUCGAGAUCAUUGAGCCACAUCAGCAGCAACAAGGCGCUGCACCAAACCAAGAUGCUGCAGAUAAUCAAAAAUUGGAAGAAAUGGUUCGAGAGCUGUCUACUGCGCUCAUGUCCGUGAAGCACGAGCAGGAGUACAUGGAGGUCAGGGAGCGUGUGCAUCGAUCAAUCAACGAAAACACCAAUAGUCGAGUAGUCCUGUGGGCGGUGUUCGAGGCGCUGGUGCUCGUGUCGAUGACUGUUGGACAAAUAUGGUACCUCAAGCGAUUCUUCGAAGUACGCACGGUCGUGUGA